UUGAGUAUUUAUCCCUUCCUUGAAACAACUUGUACAGUGACAGAAGUAUUUUAUGGAAAAUCAGUGUCGCCUGUGUAUUGGCGAAAGAACGAUGAAAAUGCAAACAAAAAUAAUUCUCGCCGGGUGUUUUGCGAUCAUAAUGUUUAACAAUUUUGGUACAGGUGUCAAAGUUUCGUCAAAGAUCGAUUUCGAUUCUAAUGAAAAUGAAGAGACAUUAGCCAACCCCACCUUGAGCACGACUAUAAAUCCAAGAAAAUCUAUUAGUCCACCGGAAUCAAUUUUGCGUGCACCUAAAUCAUCGACAUUCAUCUGGGAUCAUGGAAGCGAGCUCGUAAAAGCAAGUGAACCGAGAAAAAGAAGGAUCUAUCCAUCGUGCGAUGAUUCGGCAAAACAACAAAAAAUAAUCAAUAAUAUUGAAGUCGUUGUGAACAGUAACGAUAGCAUACCAAACGGAGAUUCUUGCGAACAUGGUAUAUGUAAUGUAUCCGUUUCUUCGAAAUCGGAUGAAAAUGGAAAUAUCAUCACCGAGGUGCAUCUCAGCAUUAUCACGAAAGCAAAACCGAACAUUAAGAUCGAUGAUGUCCCGGUAAUCAAUGGUUUUCGAGGUAUUAAUGAGGAUAAGCAACCUGUUUUUCAUUCAAUAAAUUCGCCACGUUCAAUGCAUAUGCAUUUUCAUCGCAACAAUAUUCCACAGAUUCAAACUACUUAUCAAGGAUAUGGUGAGCCUUGGUAUGGACGGACAUUUCGACGGCCACAAAUAUAUUGGAAUUAUCAUUUUGGAGAUCACGGUAACGUGGGAUUUCGGGAUCAUAAAACAUGGCCGCGAGAUAAACCUAUAGUCGAUGAUAAGAUUGAACCACCGCUUAGUAAGACCAAACCCAGCGACGAUACAACAUUAUAAAAUUAUUUAUUAAAUUGUAAAGUUUUUGUGAUGUAAAUAUUGCUAUACAAAAUAAUAUUGGAUCGUGUUAUUAAGAACAAUUUAAUUGUCACGUAAUAAAAUUAAAAAAUCAUUGUAAAAGCGUCAAGAGUUUAAUUUAUGCAUUACAUAAUAGAUACAACAAUAUGAAUAUAUUAAAGCAAGUAAUUAAAUGCAGAAUAGUCGUCAAGAGAGUGUUAUAUGCAUUCGAUAUUACUCAAAUAGAAUAUAACACUAACGCAAGAAAGCUUAUUGAGAUUUUUAAAUAUGUAUCACAAGCGAUUCUUGCUCGCGAACGGAUA
Messenger RNA from Temnothorax curvispinosus, 1221 nucleotides. RefSeq lists its product as uncharacterized. The transcript is spliced from 3 exons. The record is from RefSeq and is a predicted model, not a curated record. Lineage: Eukaryota; Metazoa; Arthropoda; Insecta; Hymenoptera; Formicidae. Bases 53 to 901 code for a protein of 282 amino acids.